Molecule: messenger RNA, 1361 nt
Organism: Westerdykella ornata
Lineage: Eukaryota; Fungi; Ascomycota; Dothideomycetes; Pleosporales; Sporormiaceae
Exons: 1
Coding region: 357-971 (204 amino acids)
Source: RefSeq, a predicted model, not a curated record
CCACUCCAUCUCACCUCCAGCCCUCCUAAAGCUCUCAAUUACGCAAUCCUUUUGGCAAUCAUGGCUGCUUUGCAUAUACACUGCCGAGCUCAUAGGGUAUCACCUCGGUUCCUCCCAGGUAUAGAUUGUUCCACUGAUCUCCCAAUGGUCCCAUCUGAAGCCGAAUGCCUUCGGGAACAUGGAUCACGGCUUGACAGCAACGUCCCAUGCCGCUACUUGGACAUGAGGCUAACGUUUGACACCCAAUUGCCGUGAUCGCCCUUAGCCAGGCACGUGUUUAUGAUUGUGCUGGACACCUUUCAUCGUCUCCCACAGAAACCCGUCAUCACUCCACUCCUCCCCUACUACUCUUCACCAUGUCACCAGCAGCCAUCUCCAACACCGCUCCCGCCCCGUCCAACGGGGAGAAGACAUCGAGCACGUCAAUCUCCUCUUCCUCCUCCCUAGCCAAGGAAGCAGACUCCAUCCCCGCCUGGGUCAAGCCCGACCUCUCGCGCCUCAUGCGCGUUGAGCAUUGCCCAGGCAACUUCGCCGCGCGCUCCCUCUCCCUCGUCGACCUCCCCGCCGGCGCCAUCUUCGCGCGCAUCACCUCGCCCACUCGGGCCCUCUGCGCCUAUUCCUCGGUCCAGGCCACCCGCUCCCUGCACAUCGAGCUCAACAACGACCUCGUCUACAUCAACCACUCGUGCCGCCCCACCCUCAUCUUCGACAUGCCCCGCUGGGAAGUCCGCGUCAACCCGGACCUGAAGGAGGGCCUUCGCGCCGGCGACGAACUCACCUUCUUCUACCCCAGCACCGAGUGGGACAUGGCGCAACCGUUCGACUGCCUGUGCAAGCAGCCCGAGUGCCGGGGCAGAAUCUCCGGCGCCAAAGACAUGCCUGCCAAAGUACUGGCCGAGUACUGGCUGAAUCCGCAUAUCGAAGAACUCCUGCACGAGAAGGGCGUCGAGUUCGAAAAGAACGGCGCUUGAAGCGGCUGAUGGGGACGGAGGAACCUCACAUGCUUGUCCCGACCCUUGUUUUGCAUAGAUGAGCGUUUUUUUUGGCACCGAGGCUGGUUGUCCGAGGCCCUGGAGGCUCAACUUAUAUGAAGCCGUAAAAGCCCAAGAGAUAGAUUUCGUCUGGUUUUUGCAUUGCAUUUUUGCAUGCCAAGAACCAUAGAUUUAGGAGGGAAGGGAAUAGACGUUGUCGAUUGGAGUCAUGCCCAUAUGCGCCUACAUGAUUAUUCCAUUGGAGGAUUCUCACUUGUCCUUGGUGAUAGAUGUGCUUUACCAUUUGUUUCUCCUCUACGGUGCGUGCGCCCGUAUGUCAUCGUCGGGUACGCUAGUCUGAGACAAUACAGCUGGUGCAUACUAUAGAAC